AGGGAAGUCAGCGGUUCAGCAAACGCCUACAGACAACGUACGACUGGGGUGGUGGUGCUUGCAAGAGGCCGACUCGCUUUUCGUUCAUAAGCAGCCUGACGGCGGCGCGAACAUGAGCGUUUCCAACGAUGAUGUCCCGAUGGGGGACGUUGACUCCGGGAAUCAACAUCAUCUUCCUCUAUCUACGGACGAGCAGCGCGCGCUGGAGCUGUACGACAAGCUUCAGACGUUGCGACUAGAGAUUGCCCUUCUGAACGCGCAAUUGGCAAACCACCAAGAGCCGCAAAGCUCAGACGAGGUCCCGGAACAGACAAGGCAGGACCUCCUUGAUGCAAGGGCACUGUUCAAGCUGCGUCAAGACGCUGUCGACGCCGUCCUGAUCGCCAACCCGGUCCUCAAGGCCGUGCACAACGGCACCGACGCGACGCCGGUGGAACGUGACCUUGUCUCCUACGUAGAGCAGCGAGACGACGCCGCCAUUGCCGUCUCGAAACACGCGUCGGCAGUGGAAGCCACGCUCAACGAGUCGACGCGUGUCCAGGCCGACACCGCCUUGGCAGUGGCCAGAAAUGUUGAGCUGGUCGCUGAGCUGCUGGACCUCGCGGCGCAGAUCGAGGAGAGGAAGCAAGGCCGUCUGGAUGACGCCAGGUCUCAGGGCGAGGUGCGACGGCUAGAGGAGCAAGUCAAGGCUAGCAAACGGCGGUGGCAAGUCGUAAAGGGCGUGUCCAGCGGCAUGGUUGCGGGUAGCGGUGUGGACUGGGCUCGCGAUGACGAGCUUCGGGACAUGGUGCUUGAUCCAGAGGACGACGAAGACGUCUAAGUAGACAGAGGUGGGCGUCGAGGUGAUAGAGAUGAGCGGCUGUGCGCCCAUAGCUACUUUACGCGCCUCAACACAUUCUGAACCCAGCAUUAUGGCGAGUGCUACUACUCAUACUACACUCAAUCACAGGGUCAGCCCGCCCAUAUUCAGCCUCAUGGUCCGGUCAGAUCGUGACCCGCCUUGUCGGCUGGCUGGGCCUCGCAGCUGGCGAGGGAU
Molecule: messenger RNA, 1036 nt
Organism: Purpureocillium takamizusanense
Lineage: Eukaryota; Fungi; Ascomycota; Sordariomycetes; Hypocreales; Ophiocordycipitaceae
Exons: 3
Coding region: 113-820 (235 amino acids)
Biological process (GO): kinetochore assembly
Cellular component (GO): kinetochore
Source: RefSeq, a predicted model, not a curated record